CGGUCAUUCCGCAGGAAACACUUCAACUUCAACAACAUGUUGCCAGAAUGAAGAAGUUGAUUUCAAUCACGCUGAUCCUAUACGGCAUCCACGCUACUUAUGCAGCCUCUCACUCUAUCAAGUACUUCUACACUGCUGUCACACCGGGUACUGACUUCCCAGAGUUCACUGCUGUGGGUCUGGUGGAUGAUGAGCAGUUUGUGUACUAUGACAGCAACAUCACAACGACGAUCCCCAAGACUGAGUGGAUGAAGAAGAAUGUGGGAGAAGAUUACUGGGACAGAGAGAGUCAGAAGUUCCUUGGUUCACAGCAGACCUUCAAAGCCAAUAUUGGAAUUGCCAUGCAGCGCUUCAACCAGACUCAGGGUGUGCACACUGCUCAGGUCAUGUACGGCUGUGAGUGGGAUGAUGAGACCGGGGCCACAGGAGGGUUUGAUCAGCAGGGAUACGACGGUGAAGACUUUGUUGCUUUAGACACAAAAACCUGGACGUACAUUGCACCUCGGCCGCAGGGGGAGAUCACUGCACGGAGGUGGAAUAAUGACGGAGCUAAGAUUGAGAACUGGAAGCAGUACACAACCCAGAUCUGUGUUGAAUGGCUGAAGAUGUACGUGAGCUACGGGAAGAGCACUCUGGAGAGGAGAGUUAAGCCUCAGGUCUCUCUACUGCAGAAGGACACCUCCUCUCCUGUUACCUGUCAUGUGACCGGAUUCUACCCCCGUGCCGUCAUGGUGACCUGGAAGAGAGAUGGACAGGACCUGGAUAUGGGCGUAGAGCGGGGGGAGACGGUGCCCAAUGGGGACGGAACGUUCCAGACCAGGUCUCACCUGCGCUUGAAGCCUGAGGACUGGAAGAGGAACACAUACACCUGCACUGUGCAGCACAAGAGCCUGGAGGAUGACAUCAUUCUGCCUGUCACAGAGGAGAACAUCAAGAGCAACAAAGAGAUUAAGCCUGAGGUCUCUCUACUGCAGAAGGACACCUCCUCUCCUGUUACCUGUCAUGUGACCGGAUUCUACCCCCGUGCCGUCAUGGUAACCUGGAAGAGAGACGGACAGGACCUGGAUGUGGACGUAAAGCUGGGGGAGACGGUGCCCAAUGGGGACGGAACGUUCCAGACCAGGUCUCACCUGCACGUGAAGCCUGAGGACUGGAAGAGGAACAGAUACACCUGCACUGUGCAGCACAAGAGCCUGGAGGAUGAUAUCAUUCUGUCUGUCACAGAGGAGAACAUCAAGUGCAACAAAGACCCGGAGAGCUCCGUGGGCAUCAUCAUUGGCUGUGUGGUUCUGGGCGCUCUCCUCCUCAUCAUCGCCGUCAUCGCUGUCUUCAUCUGGAGGAAGAGAACCUCAGGCUACGGGAAGACUAGCACCGCUGACACUGAUUCUGCGAACUCUGACCAGCCUGCAGUAAAAGCCUAAGAUCAGUGAGGACUAAUGUACAGGGAUACCACACUUGCGCCAUCACCCAGUGCAAGGAACUUUGGCGUGGUGAUGGACAGCAGACUGUCCCUUUCCGAGAACAUUGCGGCGGUGACACGGUCAUGCAGGUUCUUCCUAUACAACAUACGGAGAAUCCGCCCCUUUCUCACCCCCUACUCGACCCAGCUCCUGGUCCAAGCGAUGGUUCUGUCCUGCCUGGACUACUGCAAUUCCCUCUUGGCUGGCCUCCCUGCGUCCGCCAUCAGACCCCUCCAACUUAUCCAGAAUGCAGCAGCUCGUCUGGUCUUCAACCUUCCCAAAUACUCACACAUCACCCCCCUGCUUACUUCCCUCCACUGGCUGCCUGUCAUUGCUCGCAUCAAAUUCCAAACAUUGGUGCUAGCCUUCCAAGCAGUUAAGGGGUCUUCUCCAGCUUAUCUACAAAAAAUCAUCAGACCCUACACACCUGCCAGACCUCUUCAUUCAGCCUCCACAGGCCACUUGGCACCUCCCCCUCUCCGAACCUCCACCUCACGCUCACGACUACUGUCUGUUCUGGCUCCACGGUGGUGGAACAAACUCCCCGUUGAGGUCAGAACUGUAGAAUCUUUCCCUACCUUCAAGCGCAAACUGAAGACGCACCUCUUCAAGCAGCACCUCUCUCUGUCCCUCCCUACCUCCCUGUGAACCUUAAUUGUUGUCUUUCUGUGAUUUACUUUUUUUGUGUUUUUAAUUUGGCUAGGUAAGCAGUGUUUUGCUAGUUAAGGGGUUUGGUCAUACUUUUGCGUUUGUUUGUUUGUUUGUUUGUUUGUUUGUUUAUAAAAAAUAAAUAAAAUAAAAAUCAAA
Molecule: messenger RNA, 2267 nt
Organism: Conger conger (European conger)
Lineage: Eukaryota; Metazoa; Chordata; Actinopteri; Anguilliformes; Congridae
Product: patr class I histocompatibility antigen, A-108 alpha chain-like
Exons: 9
Coding region: 48-1421 (457 amino acids)
Biological process (GO): immune response
Cellular component (GO): external side of plasma membrane
Source: RefSeq, a predicted model, not a curated record